ACAUUUUGCUGAGUCUUUCAUUUUCAUUCUUCAUUUGGAACCACGACUGCUCAUUAAGAAUCACCAUAAUGGCGUUCUCCGACAUUUCUGUUUUGAUCAAAGUUAGUUUUGUUGUGUCUUUAGUUGCCUUUAUAAUUCAUAUUAUCGGUUAUUCUACUAAUUAUUGGGUAGAAUAUCAAAGUCAACUAUAUUUAUAUAAAUUCCAUCAGGGAUUAUGGAGACAGUGUACGGGUUCCAAUGAUUCUCAUACCUGUAUGGAUAUUCCUGCUACUGGAUCAACUGUGGAACUGAAGACUACAAGAGCCUUUGAAACUAUGGGUUUUUUAGUUGGUAUAGCUUCCUCUUUUCUGAUGAUUUUGGCUAGUUUUGCUCGCCAGAAACGAAUCAUCCGAGUUUUGGCUACUACUACUGCCUUUGGUGCUGGUGUGUUGGUAUUUGUUGGUGUAAUUGUAUUUGCUACAGAUAGACCAACAGCGUAUGAAUAUGGUUAUUCCUUUGCUUUGUCUAUAGUUGGUGGAAUUCUGUAUGUUGUUACAGGAAUGAUUCUUAGUGUUGAAAUGCAAUCAGGCACUCCAGCAUCUGCUUAAUAAGAAACGCAAUUAGAACAUCAUCUUUUUUACUAAAAUUAAUCGCUGAACUUUUAUUCUUCAAUAAGAUGUUAUGGAAAUCGGGACGAGAUGCACCUUUCUACCACCAGCGAGUUGUCUGUUCUUUGGUCAAAAAGUUCCAUCGGUUUUGGAAAGAAAAUUUAUAAAAGUUACACAAUGGACAUAGUACUUUAAAGUUGUUUAGUUAUUCUGGCAUAAUUUUAUUGGAUUUUAAUAUUUAAAAUGAAACGCAAACGCAGACAGAAAGCUUAGAUAAACCAGCGCAUUGAUUCGUCUGUAUUUAUUGAUUCGUCUGUAUUUAUUCAUUUGCAAAAUGUUUAUUUGUCACGGCGAUAUUUGGGCUUCGUCAUGGUAGCAACAUACUAUUAAACAAUGGCUUAUCUUUUAUUUAGUCAUGUAACAUCCGAACGGCACACUAUUUCGAACUGGAAUUUUCACGUCUGCAUGGAUUACUUCUUCUCAUGUUAGUGUUCAACUAGUAUAACUUGUGAAAUCUGGACUGCACCUUUAACCGUAUGUUAUUAUAUUCUCAUAUUGGAUUCCAAAUAUGUUAAUGGAUUAGUAGUGCUUUUCAUUCAUAAAACGGCCAAAUUUAAUGAUCCAAUGUCACAUAAUAUAUACACCAUAUAUAUAUAUAAUUCUGACAUCUGUAAAUGUAUUUAUAUAUUAUAAUAGUAACACAGGUGUCAUAGGUAUUGACUAGCGGAAACGAGGAUGCAAUUGACAUAAACAUAAUUCUAAAAUGCUUCCUAUGAUUAUGCUGAGUCAGCAUUUAAGAUCAGUAUUUAUUAUACAUAUACUUAAUAAAAGUUUAAACAGAUUUAUUAAUAGACCUAUAUUUAUAACAACCGUAAUGUGGUGUAAGCAUAUAUAUUUAGGAAUGAUAAUAUAUAAAAAAAACAUAUUUCCAUUA
This is a messenger RNA of Patella vulgata (common limpet), 1521 nucleotides long. RefSeq lists its product as uncharacterized. The record is from RefSeq and is a predicted model, not a curated record. Lineage: Eukaryota; Metazoa; Mollusca; Gastropoda; Patellidae. The coding region runs from base 69 to 587 and encodes 172 amino acids. Gene Ontology annotation, cellular component: plasma membrane. The transcript has 3 exons.